This is a messenger RNA of Ostertagia ostertagi, 615 nucleotides long. The record is from the annotation of a GenBank genome assembly. Lineage: Eukaryota; Metazoa; Nematoda; Chromadorea; Rhabditida; Trichostrongylidae.
AUGACUCUGCUGCUCUUUGCGAAUAAAGUAGCUCCUGUACUUUACGAGGUCUACUACACAGCAAGCGAUUCCGGUUGCCCAGCAGGAGACAGCAAAUACGGACACUUCUUAUAUUUGCGCAAUGUCUACAUAGUUUGGUUCGACAAAACUUCGAGGCUUAUACUUAAGAGGUCGAUGAUCGGUCGCAGUGUUCCCUACGUGGGGGGUGGGGUAUAUGUCGAGUACAACGGACCAGUCGAUCCCAAAGACUUGGGCAUCGGCGUUUUCAUAACUAUAAUUCGGACUGGACGCGAUCGAGACAAUGAAAACGUAAUUAUGAAUGGCAAACUUGCAAAGGCAACACUGGCAGGUGAAGAUGUAUAUCCGCCGUCCGGCAAGGGUAGCGAUUUUUCGCGAAUGUAUUUCGAAUAUCCAUAUAACUUAAGAGUUGAGAUUAUCGAAAGGAAAAAACAAGACGAUAACUACAAAAAUGUGCUCUUAAACUACAAUGCAACACGAUGUGCGGAAACUGACAGAUGGAUCGCUAAUCAGGGUUAUUACAAGCUUAACGAAGUAACUGGUGUGUGGACUCCUGUAUAUUACGAUCCCACAGAAACGGAUUUUUACUAUCGUUAG